GUCAGGAUAGGGGUGAUAUAACUGAAGUACACUAACGGAGUACACUAAGUACAAUUGCAUAGAAGACGCUUGAAGACUAAAAAAGGAGACGUUCGAGUCCCGAGUCCCCACACAGGUCCACGUUCCCGUUGACGUCUUGGAAACUCAGUAUUGAAUCCUUAACAACUUCUCGACCUUUUUCCAGCCUCUCCCCCCUUUCAUACCCACACCUUCCGUGUCCCGUUGAAUGGCAACACCCGGCCCUCCGACCACUUCCAUCCGGUCACCCUUGACGCGCAGAGACUUCCGCGAUUGACACGACCUGGCAAUUACACAUGCCGCCCCGAACGAGAGCGGGGGUUCAAAGCCAGAAACAAAAGGAAAAGGAGCGUUGCGCGGAGUCCAUGAACGUGUGGCUAACAGUCGGAUCUCAACUACAGCUUGCGAGCUCCUACAAUGAACUUCUCGAGGAGUUCUCGUCCAAGGAUCUCCGGAGUGUAGGCAACUAUACACUGGGGAGACUCAUUGGAAAGGGGUCCUUUGGCAAGGUCUAUCUUGCGUCACACAAGCUCACCAAUGGCUCCAAGGUGGUGCUCAAGUCCUCCAGCAAGGAGGACACCAACCUCGUGCGCGAGAUCCAUCACCAUCGCCAAUUCCUCCACCCCCAUAUUGCGCGGCUAUACGAAGUGGUGGUGACUGAGAGCCUGGUCUGGCUAGUGCUUGAAUAUUGUCCUGGUGACGAACUCUAUAAUUACCUCCUUCGCCACGGCCCGUUACCGGUAGAGAAAGUGAAGCGGAUCUUCACGCAGUUGGUGGGAGCCGUUGCGUAUGUCCACAGCAAGUCCUGUGUUCAUCGUGAUCUUAAGUUGGAGAACAUCCUUUUGGACAAGCAAGAAAAUGUGAAGCUGUGUGAUUUUGGAUUUACGCGUGAAUAUGAAGGAAAGGCCAGCUAUUUGCAGACCUUUUGUGGGACGAUAUGCUACAGUGCACCCGAGAUGCUCAAGGGAGAGAAAUAUGCUGGCGAGAAGGUGGAUGUUUGGAGCUUGGGAAUCAUCCUCUAUGCGCUGCUUGCUGGCGAGCUACCAUACGAUGAUGAUGACGACCAAGUCACAAAAGGGCGGAUUUUGGCAGAGGAGCCCACUUACAAUGACAAGUUUCCAGAUGAUGCCAAGGCAUUGAUCAACCUGCUCCUAUCAAAACGGCCAUUGAUUCGGCCAAGUCUAGAUGAGAUACUUGCGCAUCCUUUUCUCUCGGAACAUGCCCCUGAACAGCUUGCCAUAUUGAAAAUUCCAAGGCCGUCACCAUUCACCACGCCGCUGGAGAAAACCACCUUGCAGCGGAUGAAGAGUGCCGGUGUCAACAUCGACGAAGUUAUUGAGAAUGUUCUGGCUCAGCGGUGUGACCCACUGGCUGGAUGGUGGGCGCUGCUGAUUGAGAAAGAGCAGCGCAAGGAACGAAAGAGGGAACGCAAGCGACGCGAGCGGGAGGUCGAGGCUAAGAACCUGCGUCGUCUUAGCGCUGCUAGCAGUCGUCUAGAGAAGCGGUCAUCGGCUUUGAUGGACGUCGAAGAGGAAGGUCAGGCAAACUUGGGAUUGCGUGAACGUGGAAGACGGGACAGACGAAGCUUACCAUCGCAACUGGCAGUUCCGGAACUUCCUGCGCUUCCUGAACCGCUGCCGGUGUUUCCACCCGAGGCGACUACACCACCGUUGCCCAUUGAUAAAGAUUCCAUACGAUCCCACGGCUCCUCACGACGCCGCCCAGUUCCCCCGCCCAAAGACCGACGUCGAUCGCGGCCCAGCAUGCUGCAUGUUAGUGCAUCACAACCCGAGUUGACACAGCACCAUGGUAUCUUCCGACGUCGUACCAGUCGCCGCCAUCAGUAUCCGAUUCUCAGCCAGCUGGCCUCUCUUAAGCACUGGUUUGUGGAAUCAGCAAAACGAGCACGGUCUCCGCAUGCUAAAUCAAGCAACCCCCGCAAACUGUUUUCCGAAAAGUCGAGUCCGGCGAAAAGUCAGGACACUGGGAAAAAACCGGCGACUUUGUCGUCCCCGGCAAGUGAAAUCCCGGGGGAAGAAGUGGUGACACCAACCCAGGUCAAACGAAUCUCCGGUGCCAGCAGUCUCGCUCCCAGCAGUGCUUCAUACCGCCAGAACCGACACUCCUACCCUCGCCAGCCGCGUCCAUUGAAUACGGGUCACUCCAGUCAUCGCAACUCUCUUUCGCCUUCCCCCAUCACACCACGCGGCUCCUAUAGACGUUCAUCCGCCGGGCUACGAGGACGCAAAUCCACGUCGUCCUCGGUGUCCUCAAUUCGCAGCAUUCACCAUACUCGCGCUCACUCCAAGGCAUCAUCAAUUUCCUCUAAUAGCGUGGAUACAGUAUCAACACCAACUGCCAGAGCCUCUAAAUCACCCCACUCCUCUAUCAAAGUUCUGCCUACCACACCAGGUGCCUCUGCUCGUUUCCCAAGCAAUAUUCGAUUGGUAAGAGGACCGGGUGGAGCACCUCGAGAACUAGCCGAUCACGGUCAAAUGCCCUCGGCGUUCAAUGAGGUCGCACCGUCACCACUAUUAUACUCGCCCUCGUCCAGCCUGGUGUUUGCGCGACGCAAGAGAUCUGCGUUCAAGGGCCCUAUGAUCCACACAAGUAAUUUGAUGGGCGGUGGAAUGGCCAACUCACCCGUUCCUGGCCAGUCAGUAAACACCAGCGAGCCUAGCAUCACGGCAGGUCGGCCUGUUGCACGCAAGAGCCAAAUCAUCGAAGAAGAGGAAGAUGUGGAUAGAAUCGAGGAAGACGUCGAAGAAGUCGAUGGCGAUGGGUUUGUCACUGAUCCUGGCACGCCAGGCGAUGCGGUCAGUCCCUAUGACCAUCUCGAACACGCCACCCCGAGAGUCUCAAUCGACCGGGAGGCUGGAUCUCCCUCGGGUGAAAAAUCGCCGCUUGCCCCUACGCCGGGUCUUGAAAACAGUCCGCUUCGGCCUCCUCGCUCGUCUUCUUUGCGUUCGCCAACCGACGUCGCAGAGGACAAGCUAGGGACAGCCGAGUGACCGGUUCUCGACUCGACAGCUUUCUCUCCAUGACAGUUGCUUUGCUUUGCAUUACAUGCGAGCGUUUCUCGCGUUCAUACCACGAUAUCUCAUUUCUAUGUUCGGUUAGACGAUAGAUCUUUUAUACCCCCACUUACACAGCGUUCCCUGCGUUUCCAUUUCCUUCAAUUGAUCCAUCGACACCUCAUUGGACCUUAUCCAAUGAAGUGUCCUGCCCUCUCUUGUUCACCUUUCUUUGUUGUCUCCUACUUCACGAAGCGCCUGCCUGUCCU
Messenger RNA from Penicillium canescens, 3301 nucleotides. RefSeq names its product non-specific serine/threonine protein kinase. Gene Ontology annotation, biological process: protein phosphorylation. The record is from RefSeq and is a predicted model, not a curated record. Lineage: Eukaryota; Fungi; Ascomycota; Eurotiomycetes; Eurotiales; Aspergillaceae. The transcript has 5 exons. Gene Ontology annotation, molecular function: ATP binding; protein kinase activity. The coding region runs from base 315 to 3029 and encodes 904 amino acids.